GGGCGGCCCUCAAAGGCGCCAAGUCCCUCCCCAGGCCGAGGCAGCCCUUCUCUCUUCCUCCCUCCCGGCCUAUUUUUUGUCCUCUCCUCCUUCCCCCCUCUGCCCGAGUCUUUUUCCUCCAAUGUCCGAUAUGCGGCGCCUUGCCGCCCUUCUCCUCCUGGCGGUCGGCCUGUUGGCCGUGUCGGCCACACCGGUCGCGUGCAUCAGCGUCCCGCGGCCCUCCCGUGUGCCGGUCACCCUGCACGUCAUGUCCCAGUGCCCUGAUGCGGUGCAUUGUGAGAAUGUCUUCGCCGACGUCCUGACCCAAGUGGGUCGAAUCACCGACAUCAACACCGAGUACAUCGGCAGCCCGAGCUCCGACCCGCGGUAUGAGCCCCACGGUGGUGUUCGCUGUAUGCAUGGUGGCGGCGAGUGCCAGGGGAACAUCCAGCAACUUUGCGCGCACAGCAUCUACUCCGGCUUCAACCCCAAUGGCUGGUUCGACUUUGUUCUGUGCCAGAGCGAAAACAUCGGCGCCAUCCCCGGAAACGGCCUGGAGUGCGCUAACGACCUCGAUCUCAAUAUGGACGCCUUCCGCAACUGCACCGAGCCCUACGGCUACGGUGGCCAGCUGCUGCAUGAGUCGGUCAUGCGCACCAAGGAGAGGGGUAUCACCAAGUCCUGCACCGUGGUUAUCGACGAUGAGAUUGUGUGUGUCCGCGACGGUGGGUCCUGGUACAACUGCCCCAACGGGUCGACGGUGGCGGACUUUGUCCGGCAAAUUUGCCAGCGCUAUCAGGGCCCGCGGCUGCCAACGGUCUGCGCGAAUAUCCUUGACGCCUGAGGCCGCUCUCAUGCUGCCGGUUGUGGCUGAUUUUGCCGGCCAUGGGGGCGUUGCAUGCCGCGUGUUAUGUGCACGCAUGCACACAUGGUAGUCCCCCCACUGCACAUGGACCGGCGAUUGGGCCCACCAUCCACAAGGCCCAGCAUCGACAAGACCCGAAGCCAAGUGGUGGCCAUGCAAGAGAGAGUGUGUGCUUGUGUGUCGCCAUGGCUCCGGAUGUCUCGCCUGUCUGCACUUCAUGGAAUACAUCAUUAACUUAUCCUUA
This is a messenger RNA of Fonticula alba, 1088 nucleotides long. RefSeq lists its product as hypothetical. The record is from RefSeq and is a predicted model, not a curated record. The transcript is spliced from 3 exons. Gene Ontology annotation, molecular function: oxidoreductase activity, acting on a sulfur group of donors, disulfide as acceptor. Lineage: Eukaryota; Rotosphaerida; Fonticulaceae. The coding region runs from base 122 to 823 and encodes 233 amino acids.